Molecule: messenger RNA, 2134 nt
Organism: Anopheles nili
Lineage: Eukaryota; Metazoa; Arthropoda; Insecta; Diptera; Culicidae
Product: prestin-like
Exons: 7
Coding region: 1-2046 (681 amino acids)
Biological process (GO): transmembrane transport
Cellular component (GO): membrane
Molecular function (GO): oxalate transmembrane transporter activity; chloride transmembrane transporter activity; bicarbonate transmembrane transporter activity
Source: RefSeq, a predicted model, not a curated record
AUGAGGCAUCACAACAUCACUAAUGGGGCCUUCAAUUCCGGAUAUAAUCGAGACUUGGGAGAUACUAGCGAUACGGGAGGUCGUCGCUCUAAACCUAAAAUAUCGCAGGUUAUCGUAGCCCGACCACAUUACCAACAAGAGGACCUUAACAAUGCUUUCAACUAUUUCAAACCAAAAUCCAAUUUUUAUCAAGAAGCGCUAGAGAGCAUGCGAGAGGUUGAUACUAAAACAUGCAUUACAGGACUAUUUCCCAUUUUUCGAUGGUUACCGGAAUAUUCGUUUCCAAGUGAUUUCAUAGGAGACCUUAUAAGUGGUAUAACUGUUGGUGUAAUGCAUAUUCCACAAGGAAUGGGAUAUGCAUUAUUGGCAAACAUGCCACCCAUAACCGGAAUUUAUACAGCUUUUUUUCCAGUUUUCAUUUACUUUCUUUUCGGUACAUCACGGCACAACUCAAUGGGAACACUUGCUGUUGUAUCUAUUAUGACUGGUAAAGUUGUUUACAAUCAUUCAGGUGAUGGUUCCAAUUUCUCGAAUUUGGAAGUUGGAACCGCUUUAUGCUUCUUAGUCGGCUUGAUUCAGCUUGUUAUGUGCCUGCUGAGAAUGGGCGCUGCAUCAUUUUUGCUAUCAGAAGCUCUAGUAUCUGGAUUCACAACCGGCGCUGCAGUAUAUGUCUUUACAUCACAAAUGAAGGAUAUUCUUGGUGUAACAUUACCUCCAUUGGGUAGUAGAUUUGAAAUCGUGCACACAUACUACGAGCUUGGAAAGAAACUACCAGAGGUUAAUCUUGCAAAUCUAGGGAUCGCUUUCAUCGCUGUUAUCAUUCUUUUAAUCAACAAUGAAGUUAUUAAGCCUCGUCUUGCCAAACUAUGCAUUAUUCCAAUACCAAUUCAACUGAUUCUUGUGGUUAGUGGCACACUUCUUUCUAUACAAUACAAUCUAAAAGAUAAUUUUGGUAUAAAAGUGGUUGGAAAUAUACCCCAAGGAUUACCAGCUCCCAAGCUACCCAACUUUGAUAUUUUGUCAGAAAUAUUCGUGGAGAGUAUUACUGUGGCUGUUGUCGGCUAUACUGUAUCGGUUUCGUUGGGAAUCAUUUUUGCCAAAAAAGAAAAUUAUGAAAUUGGCUUCAAUCAAGAAUUAUUGGCGCUCGGAGCUGGCAAUCUAUUUGGUUCAUUUUUUUCGUGCUUCCCUUUUGCAGCUUCACUAUCGAGGGCUGCCAUUCAAUACCUGGCAGGCGGAAAAACCCAAAUUACUGGUCUCGUUUCUUGUAGCCUUCUAGCCGUAGUGCUUUUAUUUAUGGCUUCAUUCUUUCAGCCACUACCUCGGUGCAUCCUAGCUAGCAUCAUUGCAGUUUCGGUGCAAGGAUUGUUAAUGCAAGCUAAAGAUCUACCAAAAUUUUGGCGCCAAGGAUUUUUUGACGGUGUCACUUGGGUGCUAACAUUUGUAUCAGUGGUGUUCAUAUCUAUCGAUAUUGGCUUAUUAGUGGGAUUUACUCUGAGUGUUUCCAGUAUCUUCUUCAAAGCCCUUAAGCCAUAUAUGUGUCUGAUGGGUAAUGUGCCGAAUUCGGACGUAUACUUAGAUUUGAGUCGCUAUGAAGGGUUAGUUGAGCUACCUGGAAUCAAGAUAAUACACUACAGCGGAGGUUUACACUUCGCUUCACGAGCCAUUUUCAAGAGUAACAUCUGCCAAUUCCUCAACAUAAAUCUAACAGAAGAAAUUCGACGUCAUAAAGCACCGGAUAUUACAGUGGCAGAUGAUGCUAUCAAAUUUCUGAUUUUGGACUUUACCGCUCUUAGUUACAUCGACCCGUCAGCUAUUUCAACAUUCAAAACAUUCACAAAAGAUUUAGAGAUGAUCAAUGUUCAAACUCUUCUUGCCGGAUGUUCACCUUUAGUGUUUGAGAAAAUGAAGAAGUGCAAUUUUAUUGGUGGCGAAGAGAUCUAUGUUCGUACGUUUCCUACCAUUCACGAUGCUGUGCACCAUGCCCAAAAACAGUUGCGACUACAUGCCAGCGGAAUAGGCCAGACGAUCCAAGAAGUGCGGUUAUAAAUGUAUUGUCGAUGAAAAUAUUUGCAUGAAAUCAGAAACUAUGUAAUAUCCUAGCUGAAUGUAAUAAACAUAUAAAAAAUGUCUUUAA